This is a messenger RNA of Geodia barretti, 759 nucleotides long. The record is from the annotation of a GenBank genome assembly. Lineage: Eukaryota; Metazoa; Porifera; Demospongiae; Tetractinellida; Geodiidae.
AUGUUCGACUUGACCGGGCGGGUAGCCAUAGUCACCGGCGGCAAUGGUGGCCUGGGCCUCGCUAUGGCCUUGGGGUUGGCCGGGGCGGGCGCCAACAUUGUCGUUGCCGCCCGCAACGCGGAAAAGACCGCCCAAGCCUGCGCCGAGAUCGAAGCCUUGGGCACGAGAGCGGUUGGGCUUGGAGUUGAUGUCAUACAGGAAGCGGACAUCUUGCGAAUGGUGUCCCAGACUAUAGAGGCUUUCGGCAGGGUCGAUAUCCUAGUGAACAACGCCGGCAUGACGGUGCGCAAGGAACCCCAGGAUCUGGAAACAGGGGAAUGGGACCAAGUAUUGGAUGUCAACCUGCGGGCCGCCUUCCUGGGAGCCAGAGCCGUCUAUCCCCACAUGAAGAGCCAGGGCGGGGGCAAGAUAGUCAACAUCGGGUCCAUGUUCUCUAUCUUCGGGGGCGGCGGCAGCGGCGCACCCUACUCGGCCAGCAAGGGCGGCAUUGUGCAGUUGUCCAAGAGCCUUGCGGUGGCGUGGGCCAAGGACAACAUCCAGUCCAACGCCAUUCUGCCCGGCUGGUUUAUGACCGACCUCACCGCAGCCGUCCCGGAGCAGCAACCGGAGCGGUACGACCUCAUCAGCCGCCGCAUCCCCUACGGCCGCUGGGGAGAGCCGGAGGAUCUGCAAGGGGCAGCAAUCUUCCUGUCAAGCUCGGCGUCGGACUAUGUGACCGGCGCGGUCCUGACGGUAGAUGGGGGCUACUCGGUGACGUAA